AUUAAAAUCGCGCAAGAAGGAGAAGACAUUAAUAAGUACUUGGUACAGGCCUAUAUUAGCUCUCAGCUUAAUACGAAUUUGUUCAUGAGAAAUUAUGGAAUUUUACUGGAAAAAGGAACAUAUUACAUGAUCACAGAAUGGCCAGAGCUAGGAACGCUAAGUAAAUAUCUUGUCGAGAAUACAGAUAUCUCAUGGAGUAAAAGAAUAAACAUGGCAGCACGUUUGGCAAAAGCGCUUGCCAUUUGUCAUAGUAAAUACAUUCUGCAUCAUGACAUACGCAGUCACAACGUGACUGUAUGCGAGAACAAUGUUAUCAAGUUAGGCAACUAUCAUCGUACCAGAAGCACAAAAGACAUUACGACUUCAGUUGCUGAAGAGUCAGAUGGUGUCAGAUGGUUAUGUCCCGAGAAGGUUGUGGACGGUAGGCGACCCUACUCGAUGGCAGCCGAUGUAUACAGUUUCGGUAUGCUUAUGUGGGAAAUAUCUUCGCAUAAAAUUCCCUUUACGGAUAAAACUGUUGGUGAAGUAUAUACUUUACUGAGAAAUUCAGCCAAGUUCAAAGAUAAAGACGCGCCGCGUCCCCCAAUUAUCGAUGGUACACCCAAGAAAUACGUGAAAAUAAUGAAGAGAUGCUGGAGACAAAACCCAGGAAGUCGUCCAACAAUGUCUUUCGUUGUAGAGAAACUGGAACGACUCGAGGAGAUGUACAGGCAAAAUUCACCCGAUACAGAUACUUAUGGGACUUGCACUAGUAGUAUGCAAGAAUUCGAGCCGGAGCCAAUAACGAUCUAUUCCGCACGCAAGUUACAUGCUGAAAAGCGCCACUUAGAAGCCUUCAAACAGUUUAAAACGCUCGCUGACGACGAGAAUCCCAACGCUGAAGCAAACUUCUACGUCGGCAGAUACCUUAUCGACGACAGAAUCAAUUAUGAGAAUGAUCCUAAUGUGGGGAUAAGCUAUUUAGAAGUAGCAGAUCAGCUUGGAUUCCAUGAUGCCCUCCAGUAUCGUGCUCAAGAGAAAAUGGCAGCAGCUACGGAACUGCGAAAAAGGUUUAUAGAAGCGGGAAAACUUGAUGAUGCGAAUCUAAUUUUGGAAAGAAUGAAGACAGAGUGUCUACCAUUGUUUCGUAAUGGUGCGGGUCGCGGCAAUCUGCGUUGUAUGAAAGAUUUAGCUGAUUAUGGGGCAAAGCUAGGAGAUAAACAGAGUUACGUGGACGGUCUUAGAAUGUUGGAUGACGUAAUUGCAAAAACGAAAGAUCCUAAGCAGAAAGCUAAAGCACAAGAUUUUUUGGUGAAGUUGCAACAGCACAAAAACGUAUUUAUGGAUUGA
Messenger RNA from Paraglomus brasilianum, 1329 nucleotides. NCBI's taxonomy places the organism in Eukaryota, Fungi, Glomeromycota, Glomeromycetes, Paraglomerales, Paraglomeraceae. The record is from the annotation of a GenBank genome assembly.